Elephantulus edwardii (Cape elephant shrew) is the source of this 2055-nucleotide messenger RNA. RefSeq names its product signal peptide peptidase like 2C (gene SPPL2C). Bases 1 to 2055 code for a protein of 684 amino acids. Gene Ontology annotation, molecular function: aspartic endopeptidase activity, intramembrane cleaving. The record is from RefSeq and is a predicted model, not a curated record. Gene Ontology annotation, cellular component: cytoplasmic side of endoplasmic reticulum membrane; lysosomal membrane; lumenal side of endoplasmic reticulum membrane. NCBI's taxonomy places the organism in Eukaryota, Metazoa, Chordata, Mammalia, Macroscelidea, Macroscelididae. Gene Ontology annotation, biological process: membrane protein proteolysis. The transcript has a single exon.
AUGGCGUGCCUGGGCUUCCUCCUCCUCGUGGGCUUCCUCCUCCUCCUCACCAGCACCUCAGCCCAGGGGAAGUACGCUGUGGUCCACGUGGUGUCAGAGAACUGGAAAAAGGACUACUGUGUCCUGUUCAGCUCCGACUACAUCAGCCUGCCACAGGACCUGCACCACGCCCCACUGCUGCCCCUGCAUGACAGCACCAUGGCACCGUGGUGCCCAGGUGAGGACAGUGCCCACCAGGCCCGGCCCAGCUCCCCCAGCCAGCAGCCGCUCCGCCAUGCCACCGCCAUGGCCAUGAGGGGCAACUGCAGCCUUUACGCCGAGGGCCGGCUGGCUCAGGUCCAAGGCGCCCAUGGGCUGCUGGUCGUGAGCCAGGCCAGCUGCUGGCAGUGUGCAGAAACCACGCCUGACCCCCAGGACCCCCGCCAGGCCCUGCCACCCCUGUCCAUCCCUGUGGUCGUGCUCCGCCACGCAGACAUGCUGGACAUCCUCAGCCACACUCACGGGAGCUCCGUGGUCCGCGUGGCCUUGUACGCGCCCCCAGAGACCCUCCUCGACUACAACAUGCUGGUCAUCUUCAUCCUGGCUGUGGGCACCGUGGCCGCGGGGGGCUAUUGGGCUGGCCUAGCUGAAGCUGACCGUCUCCAGCAGCACCAGGCCCAGGGAGGAGGAGGACCUGGAGGUCAGCAGCCACUGGUGGCAGGAGAGGCCCAGGGGAGGCCCGAUGGGGAGGAUGAGGACACGGGGGUGGACUUCACGCCGGCCAUGACAGGCACAGUGGUCACCCUGUCCUGCUCCGUCAUGCUGCUGCUCUACUUCUUCUAUGACUGCUUUGUCUACAUCCUGAUCGGCAUCUUUGGCCUGGGGGCAACCACUGGCCUCUACAGCUGCCUGGCCCCACUGGCAAGCCACCUGCCCCUGCAGCUGCAUGCCUGGUCCUUGCCCAGCCACCAGGCCUGUCUGCAGCUGCCUCUGCUCUUGCUGGCUGGCCUGUGCACCACGGUGACCGCCCUCUGGGUCGCCUACCGCAAUGAGGACAGCUGGGCUUGGCUGCUGCAGGACACGCUGGGCAUGGCCUACUGCCUGUUGGUCCUGCAGCGUGUGCGACUGCCCUCGCUCAAGAACUGCGCCUCCUUCCUGCUGACCUUGCUGGUCUUCGACGUCUUCUACGUCUUCGUCACCCCCUUCCUCACCAGGACCGGUGAGAGCAUAAUGGUGGAGGUGGCCCUGGGCCCAGCCGGCUCCUUGAGCCACGAGAAGCUGCCCACAGUCCUCAAAGUGCCCCGGAUGCGGUUGUCGGCCUUGACUCUGUGCAAACAGCCCUUCUCCAUCCUGGGCUUAGGCGACAUUGUGGUCCCUGGCUUCCUCGUGGUCUACUGCCACCGCUUUGACGUCCAAAUCCACUCGCACCAUGUCUACUUCAUAGCCUGCACCCUGGCCUACGCCAUGGGCCUCCUGGCCACCUUCACAGCCGUGGUCCUCACGCAGACCGGCCAGCCCGCCCUGCUCUACCUGGUGUCCUGCACGCUGGUCACCAGCCUGGCCGUGGCCGCCCACCGCCACGAGCUCACCCUCUUCUGGACUGGCCAGGGCAGGGCCAAGGGCCCUGGGCAGCCCAUAGCAGGGUCCCACCAAAUCCCCUCCGCUAGCCCUGAGCAGAAGCAGGAGACUAUGGCCAAUGUCCCCAUGGCCAAAAAGUUUGACGAGACCAAAGACGAAAGGACAGGGGCCUUAGACAGCAGCCACGGGGAGGACAUGGCCGAGGUGGUCUCCAUAUGUGACGACGCCAUGGCCGCGGAUGGCCCCAGUGACGGUUCUGAGGGCUGGAGCGAUGCCAUCCUGGACCACGAUGAGCUGCCUGCCAAGGCCUCAGAGGAGCUGAUGCCGCAGACGCCCGUGGCCAUGGUGAUCCCGCUGGUGCCACUGCUGCCGCCGCCGCCCUCAGAGCUGGGCCCAGUGCACAUCCAGGCCCACAAGGCCAGCUUGCCCUGGUCCAGGCUCCACAAGAGGAAGGGCUGCCCAGUGAGAAGGAGCAUGUCCUCUCAGGUGCCCUUGUAA